AUGUCAUUUGAGGAUGCAGUGGUCCAGUUGCGGACGGUUCUAGAAUCUGGAGAAGGCGAAUCGUCGACUCUGUUUUUUCAAAUUGGCACUUAUCUGAGAGAUGAGACCAACAGGGCUAAUGAGGCUUUGAGAAGCCUGAUUUCUGACAUUAUGGAGUAUGCGAUGCUCAAACAAGAGGUGGCUCCGUUGGGCGAUAUUUAUAGAUUGUUGGCCAACUUUGUUGCCGAUUCAGUACAAAACAGAGAAUUGGUUUUGCACCAGGCCAAGGCAGAGCAGUUUUUUGCAUUUACACGAGACCAGAUCGACGGAUCGAGUCACGUCUUCUUUAUUCUGCAUUUUCUGAAUAAUUUACUUUUGGACUGUCCAGAGGCCUCUAAGUACCUCAAUGGCAACGGAAUCGCCCUGAAAGUUGCGUGCAAGAGUAUCCCUGAUGAUUGGAAAGACGUUUGGACGAGCGUGUUGGAGGAACUAGCGAGCCAAAGUACGUCUUGCGAAUUUUUCAGAGCACUUAUGAACAUCGACAACCAUAAUCUGAUAUACGACAUGAGCAAAAACGACAUGGAUCUCCGAAAUGAUACACAGCUGAUGCACGACAUGAUUCAGCGGGUGGCAAAGGACGACGAUCGGUUACUGUUCGAAAGCGUGAUGAAUAUCUCUGCAAAUCCUUCCAACCCAAAUAAUGAUCUAGAGGAGUACCUCAAACUCAUUGAUACCGACAACGGGGCGCUUCAGGCAUUGGGAAUGAUAAUUUUGGGGAACUAUAUAAUGUCUGCCGAGCAACAGGCCGAGGUAGCUGCCAAGGUCAAAAGCGUCGAGAAAUUGGUUGAUCUUCUAACUAGCUUUGCCGAAUCGCGCAAAUACGAGUAUCUUCAAGCUGUUUACCUACUUAACAAACUUCUGGGAAAUAAAGAGUUCAGAGAACAGUUUCCCAAGAGCUCAUAUUUGCAAAUGUUGUUUUUGGUUGAUACUCUUUUUGAAAAUCGACUUUACGAAACGCAGUACAAAAACGUACUGAAACUGAACCUUUUAUUCCAUUGGAAAUAUUCACAUAAGCUUAGCGAGGACGAAGCUGAACGCCUGGAGGAGCACAUCGUGAGAUGGAAGUCCUACAAGUCUCGAGACUACAACAUCAAUUCUGAGCUUCAGAAAAUAGCGUACAAACUUAUAGAGCAUAGGAACGACGCAACACUGGCAAGCCUGGCAUUUGACGGUUUUGCCGCCGAUCGCGAGAUUGAGCGCCAGCUCGACCUUGUGUGCUUCAUGGAAAAGGUCAAAACUAUAGGCAUUCUCAUUUCUAGAGACGGCUCAGUCGCCCAGCUACCAUGGUUUUCUGCUACAAUGGAAGAAAUUAAAAUAGCCUUAGAUACGCUUCACCAACAACCCAACUUCGAAAACGACCCUAGGCUGCGCUUGCUCGACAACAACUACCGGUAUAUAUGUGCUAAAGUGGGCGAAUGCAAAUAA
This is a messenger RNA of Ogataea angusta, 1464 nucleotides long. RefSeq lists its product as uncharacterized. The transcript has a single exon. Bases 1 to 1464 code for a protein of 487 amino acids. The record is from RefSeq and is a predicted model, not a curated record. Lineage: Eukaryota; Fungi; Ascomycota; Pichiomycetes; Pichiales; Pichiaceae.